Molecule: messenger RNA, 2116 nt
Organism: Leopardus geoffroyi (Geoffroy's cat)
Lineage: Eukaryota; Metazoa; Chordata; Mammalia; Carnivora; Felidae
Gene: DRC3
Product: dynein regulatory complex subunit 3
Exons: 15
Coding region: 310-1941 (543 amino acids)
Molecular function (GO): protein binding
Source: RefSeq, a predicted model, not a curated record
CUGUCACGUGACCGUCAACUUUCACCCAGGAUGUCUACCUCGAGACUUCCCCUUAGCAACCGACUGGCCGCGCUUGGUUCCCUUAGCUACCGAGCGAAGCGUCUGCUGCAUGGAACCAGUCCGGUAGCCGGCGCUUCAGACGGGGCUUUGUUUUUCAGAUUCAAAUGAUCCCAAGUUCUUGUUUCACUGGACAACUCUGGUUUUGUUUCUCCGUGAGGAGGCUGCUCCAUUGACAGUGGUGUAAAACUCGCUGCUGCUUUUCCCAUCUCCUACCUCUGGUCUUCACCAACAACACCAUUGUCAGGGAAAAUGAACUGGCUGUACGACUCAGUGGAGCCAAGAGUGAUGGACGAGGACAUGCUCAAGCUGGCUGUGGGAGAACAGGGCCCACGGGACGAGGCUGGGCAGCUGGCCAGGCAGGAGGGCAUCCUCUUCAAGGAUGUGCUUUCACUGCGGCUGGACUUCCAAAACAUCCUCCGCAUAGACAGCCUCUGGCAGUUUGAGAACUUGAGGAAGCUACAGCUGGACAACAACAUCAUCGAGAAGAUCGAGGGCCUGGAGCGUCUGGUACACCUGGUCUGGCUGGACCUGUCCUUCAACAACAUCGAGGCCAUUGAGGGGCUGGACACACUGGUGAACCUGGAGGACCUGAGCUUGUUCAACAACCGGAUCUCCAAGAUUGACUCUCUGGAUGCCCUCGUCAAGCUACAGGUGUUGUCGCUGGGCAACAACGAGAUCAGCCACAUGAUGAACAUCAUCUACCUGCGGCGGUUCAAGGACCUGCGGACGCUCAGCCUCUCUGGAAACCCCGUCGCAGAGGAGGAGGAUUACAAGAUGUUCGUCUGUGCCUACCUUCCUGACCUUGUGUACCUGGACUUCCAGCGCAUCGACGACCACAUGAUAAUAGUUUGGAAGUCAUCACGGGCCCCGAUGCUUGGAAUGGGCCAGAGAGCUGUUGGGAAGGAGCUGGCAGAGAUCAAACACCAGUAUGGCAUCGACGAGCUGAAGCAGCGAGAGAACCUGAUUCAGGCCCAGCUGGAUGAUGAGCGGGCCCAGCGGGAGGAGCUGGAGGAGCACAAGGCCGCGUUCGUUGAGCGCCUGAACGGCUCCUUCCUGUUUGACAGCAUGUACGCUGAGGACGUAGAGGGCAACAAGCUGGCCCACCUUCCCGGCGUCAGCGAGCUCCUUCAGGCCUACAAGGACAAAUUCGUCAUCAUCUGCCUGAACAUCUUCGAAUAUGGCCUGAAACAGCAGGAGAAGCGCAAAGUGGAGCUUGACACCUUCAAUGAGUGUGUCCAGGAGGCCAUCCAGGAAAACCGGGAGCAGGGUAAACGCAGGAUUGCCAAGUUCGAGGAGACACACUUGCUGAGUUUAAAUGCCAUCCGAGAGGAGUCCGAAGUGACCAGCCUUGAGGUGAAGGUAGCGGAACGCAGCAAGGACAUCACUGAGCUGUUCAACGCGCUCCUGACACUGGAGAUGCAGUUGGUGGAGCAGCUGGAGGAGACUAUAAACACGUUUGAAAGGAACAUCAUGGACUUGGUGGCACUCUUUAUUGAAAACGUCCAAAGCCUGAUGGCUCAGUGCCGGGACCUGGAGAACCACCACCACGAGAAGCUCCUGGAGAUCUCCAUCAAUACCCUCGAGAAGAUACUGAAGGGUGAGCUCGACGAGGACCUGCCCUACGACGUGCGCGCUCUUUUUGUCGACAAAGACACGAUUGUUAAUGCUGUUGGGACGUCGCAUGACCUCCACCUCCUGAAGAUCGACAAUCGAGAAGAUGAGCUGGUGACGCGGACCAACUCUUGGUGCUCACACUUAGUGGACGCGAUCCACAAGGAUGAGAUCACGAGGAACCGCAGGCGCGUGAAGGAGAUCCAUCAGUAUGUCGACCACGUACAGAACGAGCUGGACAACCUGGAAUGCAGCGAGAUCAUAGAUUAGGGCUGCGCCAGCCCAGACGGUCCUUCCCGAUACAGCCCUCAGCCCAAGAGCACACUCACGCGACCGACAGCCUCAGAAGCGUUUCUGGGAAUUUCUCAACCCAGAACCCUCCUAACCCCAUUCUUCCCCCACCCCUGGGAAGGGUAGAGAAAAAUAAAGAAUUAUGUCAUCUUUU